CACACGGUGACCUACCUGGCAACCCAGUAGCCCACCAGCCAAUCACAAUUCACCUGUAAAACGCCCAGAAGGAGAUUUAACAGAUUGCAACGCAAGUCAUUUUAGCAUAUAAUGCACACUUUCCAUGUUUAUACACCAUCGUUGGGUUGGUUGGUUCAUUCCACACAGCCGUGACCACCUUUUCAACACUGAAUGAAGUACUUUUCCAGCUCACCCAACGGGAACUUUGUGCUGAGUGAUGGGACGAGAGAAGGAGGCCACGGAGGACGGGAAGGCGACCCAUAAGGGCUCCAAACUGAAGAGACUCAACGACGUUGAGCUAGCUGGAGCCGGAGGUGAUGCCAAUCAUAACAUUGCAAAGUCGACAAAACCUACAGAGAAAACCCCUAAUGGAAAAGUCCGGAAGAAGCAGGUGAAACCACCACAGGAGGAGAAGCUGGAAUCACCCAACAGUGGCAGGGAGUCAGACGACGGCGACUUCACCACAAAGAAGAAAGGAGUGAAAAGGAAGCGAAUCAAAGAUGAGCCUGCAGAGUUUGCCACCAGUGACGCAGCAAAGCAUUCGUCGUCAAGCAAAAGCCACUCCAAUAAGAAAAAAAGGCAACAUUCAGCGGGAGAAGAGAAUGGUGACGAGGCUCCAAAGAAGAAGACCAAAAAGAACACCGAGGAGGGGGUGAAGAAAGAGGAGGAAGAACAGCAACCAGUCUCAAAAACGUCAAAGAAGACAAAGGAGGAGAUUAAGGAGGCAAGGCUGUUGAAGACCAAAAAGAAGGAAGAAGAGGAACAGAAUCGCUGGCGAUGGUGGGAGGAAGAGAAGUAUGAAGACGGGGUAAAAUGGAGGUUUCUGGAACACAAAGGACCCUACUUUCCUCCUGUGUACCAGACGCUACCAGACGACGUUCACUUCUACUACAAUGGUAAGACGGUGAAGCUGAGCCUGGCAGCGGAGGAGGUGGCUGUGUUCUUCGGCCAGAUGUUGGAUCAUGAAUACACCACUAAAAAGGUUUUCCGGGAGAACUUCUUCAAAGAUUGGAGGCAGGAAAUGACGGACGAGGAGAGAGUGCUGAUUCGACAUCUGGAUAAAUGUGAUUUUGGAGAGAUUCACGCCAUGCAUAAAGCCAAGGUGGAGGAAAGGAGGAACCUGAGCAAGGAGGACAAAUUGGUAUUGAAAGAGGCCAAUCAGAAGAUAGUGGAGGAGUACGGCUACUGUCUGUUGGACCACCACAGAGAACGUAUUGGCAACUUCAAGAUUGAGCCUCCGGGGCUGUUCAGGGGCAGAGGGGAGCAUCCUAAACAGGGCAUGCUGAAGAAAAGGAUCCAGCCUGAAGACGUCAUCAUCAACUGCAGCAAGGAAUCUCACAUCCCCGUGCCUCCUGCUGGUCAUCGCUGGAAGGAGGUUCGACACGACAACUCUGUGACAUGGCUGGCCAGUUGGACCGAGAACAUCCAGGGUUCGAUUAAAUACGUCAUGCUCAAUGCCAACUCCAAACUCAAGGGAGAGAAGGACUGGGAGAAAUACGAGGUUGCUCGCAAACUGAAGACGUGCGUGGAUUCCAUCCGUAAGCAGUACCUGGAGGAUAUGAGGUCCAGGGAGAUGCGUGUCCGCCAAAGAGCUGUGGCUCUCUACUUCAUAGACAAGCUGGCGCUGAGAGCUGGUAAUGAAAAGGAGGAGGGAGAGACGGCGGACACGGUGGGCUGCUGCUCGCUACGUGUGGAGCACAUCACGCUCCACAAGGAGCUGGACGGCAACUCGUGUGUGGUGGAGUUUGAUUUCCUGGGUAAAGAUUCCAUUCGCUACUACAACAAAGUCCCCGUCAUCAGCAAGGUAUUCAAGAACCUUCAGCGUUUCAUGGAGAAUAAGGACCCUGGAGAUGAACUCUUUGACCGCCUCAAUACCUCCUUGAUGAACAAGCAUCUGAGUGCCCUCAUGCCGGGUCUCACUGCAAAGGUGUUCAGGACGUACAACGCCUCCAUCACGCUGCAGCAGCAACUCCAACAGCUGACUAAUGACUCUGACAACGAGGCAGAGAAGCUGCUGUCCUACAACAGGGCGAACCGAGCGGUUGCAAUUCUGUGUAACCACCAGCGGGCGCCACCAAAGACCUUUGAGCAGUCCAUGGCCAACCUUCAGACCAAGAUUGAUGCCAGAAAGGAGCAGCUGGCUCUUGCCAAGACGGAGUUGAAGCAGGCCAAGAAGGAUUCCAAGGCCAAAGACAGCUCAGACUCCAAGUUGACCAAGCUGGUGGAGCGGAAGAAGGCGGCUGUGCAGCGCUGUGAGGAGCAGCUUCUCAAGCUGGAGGUGCAGGCCACCGACAGAGAGGAAAACAAACAGAUUGCACUGGGUACCUCGAAGCUUAACUACCUCGAUCCUCGCAUCAGCGUGGCUUGGUGUAAAAGAAUGAGGAUACCCAUUGAAAAAAUCUACAAUAAGAGCCAAAGAGACAAGUUUGCUUGGGCCAUCGAGAUGACGGAGGCAGACUUUGAGUUCUAACUUCCCCCUUGGACGUUCAUUGAAUAAGCGACUGGUCUGCCGUUCGACAAACUCAAGUAUGACUGUUACAUUUGUAACGUUUCGGCACACAUUCAAGCUCUACUGAUAGUCGUCUGCUGCUUUUCUGUUUGGCGCUUUGUCAUAUUGCCGCUCUGUAUUUUGUGUUUGCA
This is a messenger RNA of Doryrhamphus excisus (bluestripe pipefish), 2661 nucleotides long. Its product is annotated as DNA topoisomerase I, mitochondrial. Gene Ontology annotation, cellular component: nucleolus; chromosome. Gene Ontology annotation, molecular function: DNA topoisomerase type I (single strand cut, ATP-independent) activity; DNA binding. The record is from RefSeq and is a predicted model, not a curated record. Gene Ontology annotation, biological process: DNA topological change; chromosome segregation; DNA replication. Lineage: Eukaryota; Metazoa; Chordata; Actinopteri; Syngnathiformes; Syngnathidae.